AUGAAACUUCAAGCCACUGAACUUCCAUUGAUGAAAAACCAGACACGAAGGUCGAAGAACCCAAAGAUAGCUCCACUGAUAGCCAUAGCUGUUCUUUUCACCAUUAUCCCCAUCUAUUACCCUUCAUUACGGUACUCUCAUAAAAGAUUAUUGGAAUCAUCGUCUUCAUAUCAUUCUCUUGAGGAUUCAAUAAGACCGACUGCUAUUUCAGACCCACUUUCACGCAAUCACUUGCAGCAGAAAGAUAGUGAACCUUGUCUCUUUAAAAAUGAGGACAAACAAUCCUGCCAUGGCCACCACUACUCUGUGGCUCCGAAAGAAGGAGAAAGAAACGUCGAGAGACCACACGAACAAGAAGAAGAUGCGGAAAGAUCAACUAACUCGAUCACACGAGACUUGGGGAUCGAAAAGAGACCAGAAAAAGAUUUCAAAAUAGUGGUCGGAGAAAGAUCACAAAAGGUAAGAAAAAAACCACCAAGACCUAGCAAGCGUCGCCGCCCGGAAACCCUAAAACUGCCGGAAAAAAAUGAUAGGAGACAGGCAAGCCAUGGUGGUGGCGAGUUGUCGGCCUCAAAGGCACUAGAAUGCGACAUAUUUUCCGGGGAAUGGGUUUGGAACCCGGAAGCGCCAUACUACACAAAUGAGACGUGUUGGGCUAUUCAGGAGCAUCAAAACUGCAUGAAAUUUGGGAGACCCGAUAAAGGGUUCUUGAAGUGGAGGUGGAAACCAGAUGGUUGUGAGCUUCCUGUCUUUGAUCCAUUUCACUUCCUGGAACUUGUUAGAGGGAAGUCUCUGGCCUUUGUUGGAGAUUCUGUGGCAAGAAAUCAUAUGCAGUCGUUGAUAUGCCUCUUAUCCAGGGUGGUGUAUCCCGUAGAUGUUUCAAAUUCAGCUGACGAAAAUUUCAAACGUUGGGAAUACAGAAGUUACAACUUCAAUAUUUCAAUUUACUGGUCACCCUUUUUGGUACGAACCCAACAGACAGACCCUAAUGAUGUAACCCGCCCCUUCAAUCUCUAUCUCGAUGAAUUCAACGAGGAUUGGACAACCAAGAUCGAAAAAUUCGAUUACGUAGUCAUCUCUGCCGGACACUGGUUCUUCCGUCCAAGCAUGUUCUAUGUGAAGCGACGCCUUGUCGGCUGCCUUUACUGCCUGCAGACCAACGUUACUCACAUGACAUCCUACUUUAGCUACCGGAGGGCAUUCCGAACUGCCUUUCGGGCUAUUAACAGCUUAAAAAACUAUAGAGGAAUUACAUAUCUGAGAACUUUUGCACCAUCACACUUCGAAAAUGGACCAUGGGACAAGGGGGGAGAAUGUGCUAGGACAAGGCCUUUUGGUGUUAAUGAGGUUGUUUUGGAUGGUUAUAAUUUGGAGAUGUAUAUGAUUCAAUUGCAGGAGCUGAGGAUUGCAAAAAGAGUAGGCAGGAAGAGAGGGCUGAAAUUUAGGUUGCUUGAUACAACACAACCUAUGUUGUUGAGACCAGAUGGUCAUCCUGACAAAUAUGGGCAUUGGCCAAUUGAGAAUAAGACUGUGGUUAAUGACUGUGUGCACUGGUGCUUGCCUGGACCUGUUGACACUUGGAAUGAUUUUUUACUAGAGAUGUUGAAAAGGGAAGAUAGGAGCUAGAUUAAAACGAAUGCUACCCAAUGAACAAAACUUCAGUCUAUAGCGGAUUCGGGAGAUGAGAUAGAUCGCCUGACCAAUUUUUUUUUAUUUGGGUGGCAAACAAAAAGAUACCAGUUAGAUUUUUGUUCAUAAAUUUUGAGUUUCUUUUUAACAAAAAACACGUAGAGGUUCAUAGACAUUGUCAAUGGAAUUGUUUGGGAGGUCUGAAAAUUGAGUUUCUAUUUGUUGUGUUUAAAGGGGAGAAUUACAACAGAACAUGUUAACCGGUAUUGCAAAUGUUGUCAUCGUUGUUGAUUUCUUGAAAAGAUUUUUUUCAUUUUCAAUUGUAUGCAAGAGAAGAAAGGUAAAGUUGUAUUGUUUCUGGCUAAAUUCUUG
Molecule: messenger RNA, 2001 nt
Organism: Ilex paraguariensis (yerba mate)
Lineage: Eukaryota; Viridiplantae; Streptophyta; Magnoliopsida; Aquifoliales; Aquifoliaceae
Source: the annotation of a GenBank genome assembly